Molecule: messenger RNA, 1936 nt
Organism: Hymenoscyphus albidus
Lineage: Eukaryota; Fungi; Ascomycota; Leotiomycetes; Helotiales; Helotiaceae
Source: the annotation of a GenBank genome assembly
UUUCACUGUCUUUGAAAUGCAUUUCUCCCAUUUUCUAGUCCAGAGCGUGGUAGCCGGUGCAGUUCUCGCAAAGCCACUUGUGAUUGACACUAAGAAACACCUCACUUACUAUGGUAUUACUUCUUCGCCUGGUAUCGAAACUUUCCUUGGAAUACGAUAUGGAAAGGAUACUAGUGGUCAAAAUCGCUUCGCGCCACCGCAGCCGUUUAAUGCACCUAGUGGCUAUAUAUUUAAUGCCGCAGGGGCUGGUUAUUCGUGCCCCCAGACUUCAGAAGCAGGGUUCUUGUACGACAUUCCUGUGCUGGAUAUCUCAGAAGACUGUUUAAAUUUACAAGUAGCAAGACCUGUUGGAAGUGGAACAAAACUACCGGUUAUGGUAUAUAUCUAUGGAGGUAAUCUUCAUCUAACCCCAAGUCAGCGAAAAUUGAAACUAAUAUAUCAGGUGGACUGAAUGCUGGGACGACUUAUGCUCGAACCACGAAACCUGAUGGCCUUGUUACUAAAUCUGUGGAGAACGGGUCUCCAGUUAUUUAUGUUGGCAUGAACUAUCGACUUAAUAGUAAGGUCGGAAUCUUUCUAACCAACAAGAGUUUAAUUGACGAAAGGCAAACAGUCUUUGGAUUCGCGACUUCAGAAUUUCUGAGAGGAGGCAAAUCUUUAAAUGUAGGCUUGAAGGAUCAAAGAUUGGCACUUGAAUGGGUAAAGGAGAACAUCGAAGUCUUUGGUGGUGAUCCAAGCAAGGUCACUAUCUUUGGUCAAUCUUCAGGAGGUAAGCUUGGAACGUAUUUGGGAGCCUGAUAGCGACACUAUCUAGUUUGCAGAGCUCAGUGUAAAACUUCCGUCAAAGGGGUGAGUAAAGCUAACAGCUUUAGGUCUUAGUGUAGGAAUGCAAGUUCUUGCGUAUGGAAACUCGAAAUCAAGCCCCUUCACUUCAGCAAUAAUGCAAUCCACGGCUCUUGAACCAGGGGCGAGUACCAACAUAUCUUUCGACGCAACAGCCGCUAUUGCCAUUUCGGCAUCUUGUAACUGUACAGACGCACACUCCACUUCCCCCGACCUGAUAGCUUGCCUUAAGGCGUUGCCCAUGGAGGUGCUGCUUAACUACACGCUAGACUAUCUCACUUUAAUGAAUGGCGGAGACAUCUUCCUACCGACAGUAGAUCAAGACUUUCUUCCAGAGCUGGCAAACACACUUGUCAGAGAGGGAAAAUUUCCCAAAAUCCCUCUCAUGGCAGGAUGGGUGGAAGAUGAUGCAACUUUGUUCACAGAGUUCAGCGUUCAAACUCCCAACGACACACAAGCCUACAUUAGAACCAUCUUUCCCUUCUUACAUGAAACAACUUUAUUGAAUCUGCUCUCCCUUUACCCUGUCUCGGAAUUUCCCGCAAACCCAGAUGCCUCUCUCUCAGCCGAAUUUUACCGUACCGCCCAAAUAUUCCGAGAUGUCCUCUUCGUUUGCCCGGCAGUAUUCAUGCUCUCCGCUAUGGCCAAGAAAUACCCCAAAGAUUCUCCACCCCUAUAUCUGUGCAACCAGAAUCAGACACUUCUAACAUCCUACCUCGAGGCAGAGGGUGUGCCUGGGUUAGGAGUUAUUCAUACGAGUGAAUUAUCCUAUCUCUUCGGCAAUAUUUCGAUUUUCAACUUGACGGAUUAUACACCUCCUUUGGAGAAUUAUACGUUCGCUCCUACAGAAGAGGAUUAUUUGCUGGAGAAAAGAAUUCCGGGUUCUUGGAGUGCUUUUGCGACAUGGAAUGACCCAAGAAAGGGAGUGAAUUCUAUGCGUGGCUGGACUACUGCAUUUCCAGGUCACGAAAAGGGUGGUGACGUCUUCAAAAUUGAGAACGGGAAUGGUGUUAUGGUGGGGGGCGAAGAUGAGAGGUUGGAUGAGAGAUGCGGCUUUCUGAAUAGCGAGGAGGUGGUUAUGCAACUUAUGUAC